CCUCCCCUAACCCUCUAGAUCUAUCUAUAAAUAUGUAACCCCCCGCCAUGGUAUCUUCAACUCCCCUGCUUUGCAACGUCGUACAAUAUAACACAACAACGUACGUACGACAUAAAUAUGCCUUCAAGGAUUGCAGAUAAUAAACCAUCCUUUGCCCAAGUGCAAAAACAACUAGACCUGAACUCCGUCAAAGAAUUGCCGGAGUCUCAUGCAUGGACGACGUUGCCGUCGUCCGCGGCUUCCACGGGGGAAUCGAUUCCGGUGAUCGACCUGGGCGUGAGGCAGGCGGUGGCGGCGGAGCUCAUAGGGCGUGCAUGCAAGACGUGGGGGGCGUUUCAGGUGAAAAACCACGGCAUUUCCCAAGAUUUGCUGGACCGUAUCGAGUCCGCCGGGAAAAGCCUCUUUUCCCUCCCCUUGCACCAGAAGCUCAAGGCCGCCCGCUCCCCCGUCGACGGCGUUUCCGGCUACGGCGUCGCUCGGAUUUCGUGCUUCUUUCCCAAACGCAUGUGGUCCGAAGGCUUCACCAUCGUCGGCUCGCCGCUCGAACAUGCCCGCCUUCUAUGGCCUCAUGACUACUCCACUUUCUGUGACCUAGUAGAAGAGUACGAAAACGAGAUGAAGAAGUUAGCGGGAAGAUUGACCAAGCUAAUUUUAGAGUACAUAGGGGUCUCGGAGGAAGAAGUGAAAUGGGCCGUUGGGGCAAGAAUGGAUCAGCCCAAAGGAAGGUGUUCUGCCAUUCAGCUCAACUCGUACCCGGCCUGUCCAGAUCCGGGCCGGGCCAUGGGCCUUGCCGAGCACACGGAUUCGACCCUUCUCACCAUUCUCCACCAGAAUAACACUAGCGGGUUACAAGUUUUUCGGGAAGGAUACGGGUGGGUCCCCGUCCCUCCGAUUCCCGGGGCGCUGGUCGUCAACGCCGGAGACCUCCUCCACAUACUCUCAAAUGGGGUUUACCAUAGCGUGCUCCACCGCGCGGUGGUGAACCGGAGCAGGCACAGGUUGUCGGUGGCGUAUCUCUACGGCCCUCCGCCGGGGGUGAAGAUAUCGCCGUUGUCCAAACUGGUGGCGAAAGGGCAGCCGCCGAUGUAUAGGGAGAUUACGUGGAGUGAGUAUCUUGGAACUAAAGCCAAACACUUUGACAAGGCACUUUCUUCUGUACGAUUUUGUACCCCUCUAAAUGUGCUUCCGGACAGUAAUGAUCAUAAUCAUGUCCAAGUGGGCUAAUUAAUUAACUAAAUAUGAGAAUCAUAAAUUAGUAUUAUAGGUCCCCUUUCGAGGGAUUAAUUGCCUUAUUAUGCUUAUUCACUUUAUCAAUAGAAUAAAUGAAUAAGUAAAAUAAGUGACUUGUAACUUAGUUGACUGAGAUGAGUUAAAAUGUACCUCGGUUUAUAAGCCAUUGUCCAAUUUUGAUGCACUAUGAUAUGUAGUCCGUAAUAAUAAUCAAUAUUUUGUCGCCUACUCCCCACCGUUGCUCUAUACUACCUCCG
This is a messenger RNA of Cuscuta europaea, 1487 nucleotides long. The record is from the annotation of a GenBank genome assembly. Lineage: Eukaryota; Viridiplantae; Streptophyta; Magnoliopsida; Solanales; Convolvulaceae.